Pseudoliparis swirei is the source of this 2459-nucleotide messenger RNA. Its product is annotated as ubiquitin-conjugating enzyme E2 E2. The transcript has 7 exons. The record is from RefSeq and is a predicted model, not a curated record. Lineage: Eukaryota; Metazoa; Chordata; Actinopteri; Perciformes; Liparidae. Gene Ontology annotation, cellular component: nucleus. Gene Ontology annotation, biological process: protein polyubiquitination. Gene Ontology annotation, molecular function: ubiquitin conjugating enzyme activity. The coding region runs from base 475 to 1110 and encodes 211 amino acids.
UCCACCCCCUGAACACACACACACACACACACACACGCGGAACAAACGGUGUCAAUUUCCACGUCACAGGACCAACAUCUUCUCGGUUUGUGUCCGUUUCAAUUACCGAUUCAGUCCGUGCUACCGUGGUCCCGCGCAGCCUACCACGUGCACGAGCGGCUUGCGCGCGCGCCGGCGGUCCGGGAGCGCGCACGGAGGCGGUCCGGGGCUGGCUCCGUUUUUUUUCUUCUUCUUCUGGAAUCGCUUCUCUGCCGCCGCCGCUGCUACCUCCAGUUAAAUAGCGAGGACACGGGAGCGAGCAGGCAGGCCGUGAGAGAGGAGAUACUUUUCUUUCCCCCCCCUCCCGGUUACCCUUUUUUGGGGGAUUACGACGCGGAACUGCAGCAUCGACGGCCAGCCGCCAGGUAAACGCGACACACGCCUUUUUUUUAUUUUUCGCACACCGCUCGUGGAUGCGUCGAUAAAGGCCCCACGAUGUCCACCGAAGUGCAGCGACCGGACGACAGCCCCAGCACCAGCGGGGGGAGCUCCGACAUCGAACAAAGGGAAUCGGUACCUCACGAGCGGGAGAAGGCGCAGCCCAAAAAGAAGGAGACCAAGAUCUCGAGUAAAACCGCCGCGAAACUUUCAACUAGUGCCAAGAGGAUUCAGAAAGAGCUUGCGGAAAUCACACUCGACCCACCUCCGAACUGCAGGUUGGCUCUCACAAAGGAUUUAGCUGGAGGACACGACGCCGGCCCCAAAGGAGACAACAUCUACGAGUGGAGGUCGACCAUCCUGGGACCCCCGGGCUCCGUGUACGAGGGAGGAGUCUUCUUCCUGGACAUCGCCUUCACCCCCGACUACCCCUUCAAACCCCCCAAGGUGACCUUCCGCACCAGGAUCUACCACUGCAACAUCAACAGCCAGGGCGUGAUCUGUCUGGACAUCCUGAAGGACAACUGGAGUCCGGCGCUCACCGUCUCCAAGGUGCUGCUGUCCAUCUGCUCCCUGCUCACAGACUGCAACCCCGCCGACCCCCUGGUGGGAAGCAUCGCCACACAGUACCUGACCAACAGAACGGAGCACGACCGGAUAGCCAAACAGUGGACCAAGAGAUACGCCACAUAGACCCGCAGCCAUCGCCUCCUUCACCUCCCCCCGGCCCCUCCCAUGUCACUGUACCUCUCUCUACCUCUCUCUCUCACCCGUGAGGCCUUCACACAGCAGGGGGCGUGACGUACACCAACGACGCAGAAACGCGACACUCGCGUGCAAAAAAAUACGUUGCAUAAAAACUCCUCGGUUGCAACACUUUUCCAGUAAAAAGGUUCUCAUAGAUUCACGCAGGCAGUCGACCAACGACCAGGACCCUAUUGAUCGAUGGUCCUAUUGAUCACUGAUCCUAUUGAUCGCUGGUCCUAUUGAUCUCUUAUCCUAAUGAUCGCUGAUCCUAUCGUCUGAGGUUGAACUGUCGCGUGGCCUGCACUACUGUCGGCUGGCUUUUUCAGUUUCCUUUCUUUUAGACUUCAUUUUGAGUUCCCUCUGGCAAACCAUUACACUUUAAAUGCCUCGGGCUUUUAUUGUGAAAGGUAGAAACGAAAGAAGUGGAUCUGGUGGUGUCUUAAAGUUCUUGGAAAAAGAUGACAAUACUUUUUUUCCCCGCCAUCAUUUAAUAUUCGUGUUCUGCGUGAAAAUACUAAACGGUUUGCAAAAAUAGCGACUAUUUUCACGUGCCAAUUAAUCGCACACCAAAAAAUAAAAUGCCCCCCCCCCCCCCCCCGGUGUGUGCAGGCCUUCAGUCUGUCAAAGCACACUCACUAAGUGCAACAGUAAUCCUGCCCUCCUCCUCCUCCUAUCACCUUCCUCCUCUUCCUCCUCCACCUCAACAUUGUAUCUACCUUUUCUGUGUUUAGGAGAAAGAAAAAAGAAUCAAUGAAGACAUGUCCUUUUUGUUCCUUGUUGACUUGAAAGAUUCUUUCUUUUUUUAUAUACAAAGAGGAGAUUGGGAUUUUUUUAUUUUCCAAUAUCUGAAUGUUGGAAGUAUUGUAUUGGAGAAAAAAAAGGAAGAAGAAGAAAAACACAGCAUAUUAUAAAUAUCAUACGCAUUUCAGCUAGUAUGUAUUCUCAUUUCUCUUAGUGGCACCUGGAACAAACAUGCAGAAUAUUAUGCUUUUACUUUUCCUUUUUUGUCAUCAAUAUGUUAUCUGCAUGGAAUGGGAAGGUUUGCGUCAAUGGAUCCUUCAUGCUUUUUAAACUUCCUCUGAUUUUGUUUGUACUGUAUGUAUUUUUUCAAAGGCUUUUGAGGCAGACCGCAAAAGUAUAGGUCUGCCUGUGAAAGAGGCAGGACUUGUAUAUUUACUGGCUACCCGCCACCUCUGCAAUUGCAGAGUGGUUUGUUGUGCACUUGUAUUACUGAAGCACCCAAUAAAACACACUGUGGUUGGCUUGUGAGGAGAAGAAGAAAGAAUGAAAACACA